Molecule: messenger RNA, 3029 nt
Organism: Morus notabilis
Lineage: Eukaryota; Viridiplantae; Streptophyta; Magnoliopsida; Rosales; Moraceae
Product: probable ubiquitin-like-specific protease 2A
Exons: 18
Coding region: 123-2684 (853 amino acids)
Biological process (GO): proteolysis
Molecular function (GO): cysteine-type peptidase activity
Source: RefSeq, a predicted model, not a curated record
AGAAUUUGAAACUUCCUUCGCACUUUCUCGAGAAAACCUCUGCUCAGACAAACAUUUGAAUGUAAAUAUAUUUCCCUCUUCACCUCCUCAGAGCAUUUCCUGAGUUCAACCAACUCGGAACCAUGACUCGGCGCUCCAACUCAAAGAAAUUCAAAGUCUUCGAUUUCGACGACGACGAUCGCUCCGAGAAUUUGCAAACGAGAUUUUCUGGCGACCUCCGGAAGAUGAGGAAGAAGAACAAGAAGCGCGACGAUUCUCCCAUUAACAAGUACCAUUUCCUCCAGAGCUUUGCACGUGGUACUGAGAUUGCAGAACAGGGUUUUAGAGAUGAACCUGGUGAACCAAUUGAUGUUGAUACUGAAGGUUGUCAAUGCACAUAUUCUGUGAUGCAUCCAAAGGACACGCGACUUGAAGAUGCUGCUGUGAAAAUGGAGAUCUCUGGGUUAGAUGCCUUUUUAGCAUCUAAUUCUUCAAUUCAUGAGAAUGAGCCAAUGUGUACAGUGUCAUCAGAAUCCAGCAAUAAUAGAACAAGCACUUCAACGACUUCAAGGUUUUGUCUUGCAGAUGAUGACGUUCUACUGGAAAAACAACUAAUAGAGCCUGAUUGCGGUGGAUGUGAAAAUGAUAACGAAAAUAUGAGUGUUAAGAUAGUCCCUGAUUUUGUUUUAUAUGGAGACAUAUCUUUUGGGGAAUCAUGCUUAACGUUUUCAUGUGGCGGCAUCAAGCUAGAAGCUUUAGCUUUAAGUGGGACCAGGAAAACAUUAUCCUUUGAAUGGGAUAUCACGGAUAUAAUUUCAAUUAAAUCGGAUUGGACUGUAUCAGUCGAGACUGCCAUUGUUAACCUUCAUCUAAAGUCAAAGACUUCUAAAGGAUCUCAAAAUGAAGAUAAAACUUCAGGUAUUGAGCAGUUAAAUUUUGCAGUUUAUGACCCUGGCUGGGCCAAAGCACAGAAAGCAAUCAAAAGAUUGGAUGCAAGAUACAAUGAUAUAUGGAACAUCAACUUUGAUACUGAUAUGGUAAAAGAUGAAAAAGAUUUGUUUCCUCGGAGUAGGAUGUUGUCUCCAAAGCAUUACUUCUGUGGUUCUGAUGAGCCUUUUGAAGAUGCUGUCUAUCCAAAAGGAGAUCCUGAUGCUGUUACGAUUCAUAAGAGAGACAUUGAGCUUCUAGAGCCUGAGAGAUUCAUCAAUGAUACCAUAAUUGACUUUUAUAUUAAAUAUUUGGCAAACGGCAUUCAAACUGAGGAAAAGCACAGGAUGUAUUUUUUCAAUUGUUUUUUCUUUCGGAAGCUUGCAGAUUUAGACAAAGAUCCAUCAAGUGCUCAUGAAGGCAAGGCAGCAUUUCAACGCGUCAGUAAAUGGACAAGAAAAGUCAAUCUUUUUGAAAAGGACUACAUAUUCAUUCCUGUAAAUUAUAGUCUUCAUUGGAGUUUACUUGUCAUCUGCUAUCCCGGUGAAGUGCCUAAUUUCAAAGAUGAAGAAUUUGAAAGUGCAUCCAAGGUACCGUGCAUCUUGCAUAUGGAUUCUAUUAGAGGAAGUCACAAAGGCCUCAAGAAUCUCAUACGAGGUUACCUAUGUGAAGAAUGGAAAGUGAGGCAUCAUGCUACAACAGAAGAUGCUUCAUCAAGUUUUCUACAUAUGAAAUUUGUUCCACUUAAGCUUCCACAACAGGAAAAUCUAUUUGACUGUGGCCUUUUCUUGCUCCAUUAUGUAGAGCGUUUUCUGGAGGAAGCUCUUAACUUCGGCCAGUUUAACCUCACAAAGUUCUCCAACUCCUUAAGCAGCAAUUGGUUCCAACCUGAAGAGGCUUCUCGUAAAAGAUAUUCAAUCAAGAAGUUAAUAUAUGAGAUCCUUCAAGAUCAUUCUCAGAGCACUGGAGCUGAUGGCAGUAACAGAUAUCCUUGUGCAGUACCCACUGGAACAAGUGAACAAGAAACCAAAGUAAUAUUUCUUGAGAAGAUAAGCAGUUCAACAAAAGCGUGUUAUGGCAUUUCUUCUACUUCCAAUGUUGAACAAGUUGGGAUCUCUUUGUCAAAAACUGCACUUGCAAGAGACUUUAGAGAAUCAGGCUUGGGUUCUAAGUUGUUUGAAGCAGUAGAUUGUUCCUGGUUGUAUACUGAUGCGAAUUACCUGCAGUUGGAUUCUCCUUGUCAUAGGAGCACCAUGACACCAAUAGAGGAAGUUGUAGAAAGUAAUGAGAAAGUUGCGGAGUCACCUGUUGACAUGGAAGAUUGUCAGCAAAUAGCUGAAUUGGAGACACUUGGGAAGCACGAAAUCUCCGUGGGUCUAAAGAAACUUGAUGAGAGGGUUUUAGUUUCUAGCAGAUCUACUGGAUCCCUGACCUUGGCAGGGGUAGGAAUAAAUAUAGUUCACCCAACGCAGGAUAUCGACGGAUUUGACAAUUUGGCAGAACCAGAAAAACAGGAAUCUUCUUCAACCUCAUGUAAGGAACUUGCUCAUUGUGUUGUACCAGAUUCUGAAGAGGAAGAUAGCGAGCAUGAUAGCAAUGAUGUCAAGUACAUACCUUUUAUCUGUAUGCAGAACGGCCUUGUUCUAUCCACCCAAGAGGACCAGUCAAAUGAAAAUAUCAUUCUGAACGGAAAUAAUCUGCCAACAAACAAUGAGGAUACAGUGUCGAAAUCAGAUGAAGUGAAGCCUGUGAAGAGGCGAAAAUUCAAGCCUCCUUAAGAUGGAAGGCCAUUCACUAGAGUUCUCUGAAAAGCAUACACCUUUGACAGUAGUGUAUAUAAUAGUUUGUAUAGUUUUUUAAGUUCUAAUGGAGUUCCGAAGAAAAGUGCUAAUGUAGGUUUAAAGUGAGUAUAGAAACCAACCCUUAAAUAGGAGGGAAGAAAUCUUUAAAAAAAAAAUGGAGUUUACUGAUCAUCUUUGUUUCUGGAUACUAGAAGGGCCUUUUCUAAUUCCCGUCAAAGGCUUAGGUUACCAUGUAGCCAUGAUUGAAAGCAACUUUUUUUUGUUCAUCAUGGUUUAGUGCUAAAUAUUGUUCCAACUCUUUCACCUAUGUAUAACUAUUGC